Molecule: messenger RNA, 2050 nt
Organism: Drosophila ananassae
Lineage: Eukaryota; Metazoa; Arthropoda; Insecta; Diptera; Drosophilidae
Gene: sinu
Exons: 2
Coding region: 105-836 (243 amino acids)
Biological process (GO): regulation of tube size, open tracheal system; septate junction assembly
Cellular component (GO): septate junction; membrane
Source: RefSeq, a predicted model, not a curated record
GAUAGCCAGCUUAAGAAUUCCGAUUGUCAGUCCACACCCAAAGUCAACAGCCAAACAAACAUUUCCCAAGGAAAUCAUCAAAAUUUCCAUUUUUAAAUCAAAGCAUGCAAAAGGCGUCUCAAUUUGAACGCGAGGAUUCCCAGGAGCACCUUCCCACCAACCAACAUACCGUCAACAUGAAGCGCCACACCCUGUCCGGAAGUUGUGGCGUUGGCGUCUUCGUGUUCGCCUUUGCCUUCAUUGUGAUCGCCUUUGCUACGCCCAGCUGGCUGGUCAGCGAUUACCGCAUCACAGGAGCCAAGCUGGACCGGCUGGGGCUUUGGGUGAACUGCUUCCGUUCGUUGCGGGAUGUGAACGAUAACAGCCAGCGGAGGUUCUUCGUGGGAUGUCGUUGGGUCUACGAUCCCUUCACCACGGGCUACGACGAGAUCCGAGGCUUCCUGUUGCCAGCUUUUAUGAUUGCCACUCAGUUCUUCUACACCCUGGCCUUUAUUGGAAUGCUUCUCAGCGCUAUUGGUGUCCUGGUGUACUUCCUGUGCGCUGGCCCAGAUCAGAAGUACUUUAUAACCUUGAUCCUAUCCGUGGGGUAUGUACUUCUCGGUUCUGGCGUAAGUGCAGCCAUAGCAGUCAUUGUGUUUGCUUGCUUUGGCAAUCGGAACGGCUGGAUGCCCGAGCACGCGAACAACUGGUUUGGCUGGUCCUUCGUCCUCGCGUGCGUGGGCACUGUCUUCACCCUGGUGGCGGCCACUUUGUUCCUUAGCGAAGCCCAUGUCCAGCGAAGGAAGCGAUUGCAGUUCAAAGAGUCGCAGACGCGAUUCGAGUUGGUGCGCGGAUAGUCGCCUAGGUCGCUGACACACAUGCACUAAGGAAAAACACAUUCAGAAGAAACUAACAAAAAACAUUCCGUCCCACGAAGAAUUCUCACCCCAAUAAUUACAGUCAAACUUCUCCAAGUCGAAUAGUCAAAAGACAAACAUUUUAAAAUCAAAUUUAAACAAAGUACUCAUCUAAUAGUACCGCUGACUUACUAAAAAGCGUAUUCCGUCCCUAUUUGUCGGCGAAUAAUGGCGAAAAGAGUUCCAAUAAUUUUCAUAGAUAUUUUUACAUAAUUAUUAGAGCUAAAUAGUCCAUAAAAUUUAUCUUACAAGAAACGACAUAUCAAAAUUCAAUGUAAAUUUCAAUGUAAAAAUUAUGGUGAAAAUUCUUGUAACGCCUUUGUAAUGGAGAAGUUCGUCUGUAUGUAGUUUGUAGAUUAAUCAAGUUUAUGCAAUUUACCGAAUCGACACACCGCAUCGUAAGCUUUCAGUUUUUGGUACUUACAAUUCAUCCAUCCAAUCGACCAGAAUAGUUCCAAACGAAGACUGAAUGUUUUCCCGAAAAGAAUCACGUUUCCGCACAAGACAAAUAUGAAAUGAUACGCUCAACCAAAUGACUCACGUUUGUAGAGUAUACAGCUAGAUUUGCAUAAUGAUUUUCGCUCAAUUAACGCCCAGAGACAACCGACGCCACCCCCCAAACAAUUGUAGUUUUAUAUUUUUUUGUUGUAAAGUCGCAGGGUGGUCGGAACUAGCAACGAAAUCUUUCACCCGUGCCUUAAUUAGAGAGAACUGUAUUUGGGUAUAGUUUAUAGUGCCUAAAAAAAUUAUUGUUAGAGACCUGAUCGACUGACCUGCGACAAUUCCCUCCACACAUUGGAUUGCAUAAACUUCUGGUAAGCUAGUGCCUUAGUUAAGUGACACAGCGAAAGCUAAGCGAAAUACGUCCAUUAAGCUUAAGAAUUAACGAAACAUUCCGUUUUAUACAUUUUAAAAUUCAAAACGCGUUGCCUUCUUUUAAAGGCAACUAGAUCUGUAUUAAUAUUUAUCAAACUUUUGCACAAUGCUUUACAAAAUCGUCAAUUUGUAACAUAUUCUAAACCAAGCAAUGUAUUAGAAGCAAAACAAGAAUCUUUUUACCCCAUAUACAAUCAUAUUUGUAACAUUUGUAUUAUGUACAAACGACCUUUUUAGCUAAAGCGAAGAAAAAUAAAGUUUUUAUUGUAUACAACAUA